Molecule: messenger RNA, 285 nt
Organism: Umbelopsis ramanniana AG
Lineage: Eukaryota; Fungi; Mucoromycota; Umbelopsidomycetes; Umbelopsidales; Umbelopsidaceae
Exons: 1
Source: RefSeq, a predicted model, not a curated record
UUCCCGGCUGGAUUCAUCCAAAGCGCUCAUUUCAAGUCCUCAGGCUCAUAUACUCAAGUGACUGGCCGUAUCGAUCGUUCCAAAUACGGUCUUAAGGCAUCCGAUGGAGGUGGCCAGAUGGAUAACUUGGAUUUGCCUUCGGGCACAUGCAAUGGCUACAAGCACUUUGUCAACCUGAUUGAACCUGAUGCUCAGCUCUACUGUAUCCGCUGCUGCCAAGACUCAAAGGACUGCAAUCUUGGAAAAUCCCAGUAUGGCUGCGAGUCUGUUGUCCCCGGCGACUAC